GGCAGCCAGACGUAGUCUCCAUUGUCCCCUAGCUAGCUAGCUGGCAGAGCAAACAAAACACUCCAUAUUGUCGCUAGCUACCCAGCUUCUGAUUCUGCUACCUUGCUUAAUUAGCUAUAGCAAUCACACGCUAGCUAGCUAGUACUACAGUCCAGUAAUGGCCACCGCCCUGAGCAGCCUCCGCGCGCCGGCGGCCUUCUCCCUCGGCAUCGCCGCCGCCCCGGCUCCGGCGGCGGCCGCCACCGUGGUGGCGCUGCCCGCGGCCAAGCCGGCCCGCGGCGCCAGGCUGCGCGCGCAGGCCACGUACAACGUGAAGCUGAUCACGCCGGACGGGGAGGUGGAGCUGCAGGUGCCCGACGACGUGUACAUCCUGGACCAGGCCGAGGAGGAAGGGAUCGACCUCCCCUUCUCCUGCCGCGCGGGGUCCUGCUCCUCCUGCGCCGGCAAGGUCGUCUCCGGCACCGUCGACCAGUCCGACCAGAGCUUCCUCGACGACGCCCAGGUCGAAGGCGGCUGGGUGCUCACCUGCGCCGCCUACCCCACCUCCGACGUCGUCAUCGAGACGCACAAGGAGGAGGACCUCGUCGGCUAAUAAGCAGCCGCAUGCCAUGCACACCACACACCACACGAUCUGUAUGGGCCAAGCAAGCUAGCUAGCUACCAUGCCAUGCAUCCAUCCAUGACAGCAGCACAGCUCCAUGCAUCAUCAUCUGUUAUACUACUCUCUUAUUUAUAAUCCAAUUUUACUUCGGAUGCAUGAUAUGAUAUAUGAGUUUCACUAUGCUCAAGCAAAUCAAAUAAUAAUGUUUUUUUUUCUCUCCUCU
Messenger RNA from Sorghum bicolor (sorghum), 824 nucleotides. Its product is annotated as ferredoxin. The transcript has a single exon. The record is from RefSeq and is a predicted model, not a curated record. Bases 158 to 592 code for a protein of 144 amino acids. Gene Ontology annotation, molecular function: electron transfer activity; 2 iron, 2 sulfur cluster binding. Gene Ontology annotation, biological process: electron transport chain. Lineage: Eukaryota; Viridiplantae; Streptophyta; Magnoliopsida; Poales; Poaceae.